AUGGGCAGAAAAAGAGAAAAGAAACCAAAUACAUGGGAUCCAAAAAGAACAAAAAAGAGUAAGACUGAAGGUGGUGAAGAAUCAACAGCAGGUGACAAUAAAAUCGAUAGUACAAAAUAUUGGAAUGAUAUUGUACCAAGAAACGAAUUUUUUGAAGCAUAUUAUAAGACAUUAGGUAUUUGUAAAGAUGAUGCAGAAUGGGAAAAUUUUAUGGGCACAUUAGCCAAACCACUCCCAACCACAUUCCGUAUCAAUACAACUAUUGGUAAAUCACUUCAAUCUGUUGUCGUCGAUCAAUUAAACGAAAUUGCAAAUGAUAAGAGCGGAACUAUUGAAAUUGAUGGUGAAAUGGUCGAAUUGCCAAAACCACUCAAAUGGUAUCCAAACAAUAUGGCUUGGAUCUCUGAUAUUCCAAAGAAAUCAUUUAGAAAGAAUCCAGCACUUACAAAAUUCCACAACUUUUUAAUUCAUCACAAUCAACAAGGUAACAUUACUCGUCAAGAAGCCGUUUCCAUGAUUCCACCACUCUUUUUAGAUGUACAAAGUCACCACAGAAUUUUAGAUAUGUGUGCUGCACCAGGCAGUAAAACCACACAAAUUCUCGAAGAUCUUCAUAUGAAACAUAACAUCGAAGUAAAUUUAGACGUUGAAAAACCAUCUGCCUAUAUUCCAAAAGGUUCAAUCAUUGCAAAUGAUGUCGAUACCAAUCGUUGUUAUAUGUUGGCUCAUCAAACCAGUCGUUUAGGCAGUCCAGCUAUUAUCAUUACAAAUCACGAAGCUCAAAAUUUCCCAUUACUCUAUGACUCAAAUAACGAACCAAUGUAUUUAGAUCGUAUUCUUUGUGAUGUACCAUGCAGCGGUGAUGGUACCUCACGUAAAAAUCCAGAGGUUUGGAAGAAAUGGAACUUUUCAGGCGGUAUUGGUCUUCAUACAUUACAACUUAGAAUUGCUACACGUGGCUGUCAUCUCUUAAAGGUUGGUGGUCGUAUUGUAUAUUCAACAUGCUCAAUGAACCCAGUUGAAAAUGAAGCUGUUAUUGCAGCCCUCUUAAAAAGAUCAGAAGGUUCAAUGAAAUUAGUUGAUGUUUCAUCUCAAUACCCAGAUCUUGUCCGUAGUCCAGGUAUUUACACAUGGCCAGUUACUGACAAAGAAGGUACCUAUGCCAAUUGGGACGAAUUAGAUGAACUUAAAAAAAAUAAAUAUUUCAAAACAUUAUGGCCAUCAACCGAAGAAGAAGCAAAGAAAAUGCACUUGGAGUAUUGUAUGCGUGUUUAUCCACAUCAACAAAAUACUGGUGGUUUCUUUAUUGCUGUUUUAGAAAAAGUUGCAGAUUUCCCAAAUCAAUUAGAUACAGAAACUAAAGAACAAACCCCAGCCGAUGAAGAAAAUAAAAAUAAUAAUAAUAAUAAUAACAAUAAAGGAAAAUUCGAAAAGAAGAUUAAAGAGCGUGAUAGAAGAAAUAAGUUUUACGAAGAACCAUUCCAAUUAUUAAGCGAAGAAAUGAAGACACAAUUAAAUGUAGCUAAAGAGUUUUAUGGUUUAACAGACGAGUUCCCAAUGAACAAUUUAUUAUCACGUAGCGACAACUCACAAAAAGUAUAUUGGGCAUCAGAUAGCGUUAUGGAAAUCAUCAAAAACCCAGAAAAUAAACGUUUAAAGAUUAUCAAUUGCGCAUUAAAAGUUUUCCAACGUCACGAUGGUUUAGGUUCAAUGGAUUGUCCAUAUCGUAUUUCACAAGAUUCAAUUCUCUGGUUAGAACCAUUCAUCACCAAACGUAUUGUCACUAUGACCCACGAUGAUUUAGCCAAAAUUAUUAAAUACACCGAACCUAAAUUUGUUGAUUUCCCAUCCGCAGUUAGAGAAGAAUUAGUUAAAUUAGGUCCAGGUUGUUUCUCACUUAAAAUCUCUGGUAACCUCAGAGAAACUCCUUCAUCUGGUAUGACCUUUUCUGCUUGGAGAGGAAGCACCUCAAUGCAUUUAUUAGUAUCAAAACAAGAAAUUCAAUCAUAUGCAAGCAUUUUUGGCAUUGAAUAUGUUUCACCAAGAGCCAACACAAAUACAAACACAACCACAACCACUACCACCACUGCCACUACAGAUGCCAAAACUACCGAAUCAACUGACUCUUCUGAAAAAAAAGAUGAAUCAGCCUAA
This is a messenger RNA of Dictyostelium purpureum, 2154 nucleotides long. RefSeq lists its product as uncharacterized. Gene Ontology annotation, biological process: tRNA methylation. Bases 1 to 2154 code for a protein of 717 amino acids. Lineage: Eukaryota; Evosea; Eumycetozoa; Dictyosteliales; Dictyosteliaceae. Gene Ontology annotation, molecular function: tRNA binding; tRNA (cytidine-N5)-methyltransferase activity. The record is from RefSeq and is a predicted model, not a curated record. The transcript has 2 exons. Gene Ontology annotation, cellular component: cytoplasm; nucleus.